Trypanosoma conorhini is the source of this 1065-nucleotide messenger RNA. RefSeq lists its product as uncharacterized. The transcript has a single exon. Lineage: Eukaryota; Euglenozoa; Kinetoplastea; Trypanosomatida; Trypanosomatidae. The record is from RefSeq and is a predicted model, not a curated record. The coding region runs from base 1 to 1065 and encodes 354 amino acids.
AUGCAAGUAGUGAGCGAGUUUCAGCGGCGGCCCAAUAAGGGCCGCCUGAAGAGCGAGAAGUUCGUCCUUAGCCUGUACGACGUCGUCAGUGUGGUGCAGCUGGUCUGCUUCCUCGUCUACACGACGAAUUUUGUGAUGGGCUGCAAGCGCACGUUCGUGCACUCCGUGUGGGCGCGCAACGACCUCGAGCUGGUCCCCGCGCUGCGGGCGAAGCUGCGGGGCUGCGAGUUCAACGUGACGCAGAGCACCCUCUACGCCUUCCAGUCCGUCUCACUGUCGCUCGAGGACGACAACUCGGACGAAAUCUUUGCGGACCACGCCGUUCAGAUGUACCUGGCGGUCUUCUUCAGCGGCUUCACCCUGCUGCUUGGACUGGCGAACCGGUGGGCGGUGGGCCUCAACUUCUUCAGCGUCAGCUGGAGGAACUUCACGCUUAGAAAGGACGCCCUCUCGGCGACCGAGCUUGCGAUGACCUCCCUCUUGCUGCGGGCGACCCUCAUGGCGAACGUCACGCGUGCGCUUCUGCAGGAGUACCUGACGUACUGCGGCCUUCUUUCCCACGGGUACCUGCCCUACUGCAGCCUCGCCCCGCUGUUUUUGUUCGUCAGUGUCGGCUACUUCACCUACGUUGUUGGCGCCGCCGUGUACCUCUGGAACGCGCUGCCGAAGUACGGCAUCAUGACGGAGGCAGAGGCCGCGGACUACAAAGUCUGGCUGCGCAACAGGCUGGGCCGCAUCAUGGAGGCGAGGCGCGCCGUCGAGGAGGCCAAAAUGGCAAACGUGCGGCUGCAGCGCAUGAUACAGUCGGACGCCAUGCCGCCUCCCCGCCAGUCAGCACCUCACCCCGCAACUGCGCACCAUGAGGCGUUCAUGAGCCACACCGCCGAUGUCGCGUUUUUGCCGGAGGGCUCGGCCUCGUACCGCCCGCCGAGGGUAAAUAUGCCCCGCCGCCGUGUCACCGCGGCCCAGCAGCAGGCGACCGCGGAUUCGCCUAUGCAGUCCUUCGACACCCCCCCGCAUGCCGCGCACGUGGGUCGCGUGCCGUCCCACUCCGUGAACAACUAG